Molecule: messenger RNA, 1944 nt
Organism: Morchella sextelata
Lineage: Eukaryota; Fungi; Ascomycota; Pezizomycetes; Pezizales; Morchellaceae
Exons: 4
Coding region: 1-1944 (647 amino acids)
Biological process (GO): tRNA methylation; tRNA wobble uridine modification
Cellular component (GO): cytosol
Molecular function (GO): flavin adenine dinucleotide binding
Source: RefSeq, a predicted model, not a curated record
AUGUCGUUGUUAUCGGCGGAGGCCAUGCUGGAUCUGAGGCCUGCGCUGCUGCUGCGCGAGAAAAUCGAUACGAUCGGUACAUGCUCCUGCAACCCUUCUUUCGGCGGCAUUGGAAAAGGUAUCAUGAUCAGGGAGGUCGAUGCUCUUGACGGUGUCUGUGGGCGCAUCACGGACAAAGCUGGUAUCCAGUUCCGGGUGCUUAACAGAAGUAAAGGACCUGCUGUUUGGGGCCCUAGAGCUCAGAUAGACAGGAUAUUGUACAAGAAGUACAUGCAGGAGGAGCUUAAAUCUUAUCCUAACCUAGAGAUUGUUCAAGGGAGCGUUGCAGACAUUGUGGUGGACCAGGCGCCGAAUUGGCUACACCUGGAUGAAGAAGGCCACUACGGGAAGAUCCAGGGAAUUAAGCUUGAGUCUGGAGAAAUUAUAAAGACGAAAAAUGUAGUAAUCACCACGGGUACCUUUCUCGGCGGGGAGAUCCAUAUCGGUAUGGAUGUAUUCCCUUCGGGGCGCAUGGGGGAGGCCGCUACUUUCGGCCUAUCAGCAUCCCUUAAGGCUGCCGGUUUCAAGAUGGGACGUUUAAAGACUGGAACGCCGCCCCGUCUUGACGGACGCACUAUCGACUACAAGAAUCUUCUCCCGCAGUAUGGCGAUGAACCGCCAAUGCCGUUCAGUUAUCUCAACGAGCGUGUGCAGAUUGAGGAGCAGAACCUCUGCCACUCAACCAACACCGUACCGGCCACUCACGAUAUCCUUCGUCAGCACCUUCAUGAGUCCAUCCACAUUCGUGAGACAAUUAAGGGACCGCGAUAUUGCCCUUCUCUUGAGUCCAAGAUCAUCCGUUUCUCCCACAAGGAAAACCACAUAAUCUGGCUCGAACCAGAAGGUGUAACAGACCACGUAGUAUAUCCUAACGGGAUCUCCAUGACCGUUCCUGCCGCAGUUCAAGAGCGCCUCCUUAAGACCAUCCCAGGACUCGAAUCGGUAAACAUGCUACAGCCCGGGUAUGGCGUUGAAUACGACUACGUCGACCCACGGCACCUCCGUGCAACCCUGGAGACAAAGCCCAUCAAAGGCUUGUUCCUCGCUGGGCAAAUCAACGGAACAACCGGUUAUGAGGAAGCAGCUGCACAAGGUGUCGUUGCAGGAAUCAACGCGGGCUUGUCCGCGUUAGGGAAGCCACAGAUGAUCAUAAGUAGAAGUGACGCCUACAUCGGCGUCAUGAUCGACGAUCUCAUCACGAAGGGCGUCAGUGAGCCAUAUAGGAUGUUCACCUCGCGCAGCGAGUUCAGGAUGUCUGCACGGGCCGAUAAUGCAGAUGUACGGCUGACGCCCAUGGGCCGUGCGCAUGGCGUUGUGGGGGAUAAAAGAUGGGCCCAUUACGAGGGUGAGACAUCGCAGAUGGUGGAUCUGCGGACAAAGCUUGAGACUACCGUUUUCGGUUCCUACGAGUGGGCGCGGCGCGGUCUCGGCGUGAACAAGGACAGCGAGAAGCGAAGCGCGUUCCAACUGCUCAGACUAGCAGGCGUAGAUAUGGCGAAACUUGUCGAGGUCGGUGUAUUGGAGAAGGACCAGUGGUCAGAAAACAUUAUGCGAAGAGUUGAAAUCGAAGGUGUUUAUGAGCCGUAUGUAGUACGGCAGGCCAGUGCUGUUAAGAUGUUUAUGAGAGAUGAGGCUUUGCGUCUACCACCGGAUUUGGAUUAUUCCCAGGUUGUCGGAUUAUCAACAGAAGAAAGGAUUCUCCUCAACGAGGUCCGACCAGAAAGCAUUGGCCAAGCCAGACGUAUUGAAGGGAUAACCCCCACCGGUUGCAUCCGCCUCCUCCAGUACGUCGAGAAAAAGAAACGCCUAGAGGCCAAAGCUCUAGUAACCGAGAGCGAGAGAGCGAGAAGGAGCGCACUAGGUGUUGAAAAGCUGGAGAGGUCGCCAGAUGACCUAUUUGUGUAA